Messenger RNA from Saimiri boliviensis boliviensis (Bolivian squirrel monkey), 2038 nucleotides. NCBI's taxonomy places the organism in Eukaryota, Metazoa, Chordata, Mammalia, Primates, Cebidae. The record is from RefSeq and is a predicted model, not a curated record.
UGUUUGAAGCCUGACUGCCCACCAGAAAGGAUUGCUCUUUGGGUGAGUUGAACUUCUUCCAUCGGAGAAAGAAUUGAAAGCUAAGAAACUCAGGUAAGUACUUUGUGGUGAAUAUACUUUUACCUUCUUGGUCUCCUCAUCUCCCAGGUGGUAACAAAGAAAAAGACUAAAGCCUAUAUGUGUGUAUAGUGGAGAGGAGCAGAGGGAACUGAAUGCAGAGAGGAUCCUGAAUACAGGAUGCUGAAUAGAGAGAGGGGACUUCUGGGGGUCUUUAGGGACGGAGAAGGAAUUAGUAAGGUUGGAGGAUGCUGGGUUUACUGAGAGCAACAGGACAGAUAUUGAAGAGGACUGAAGUUUGAAGCAGAAUAAGACUAAGAUAUUUAGGCAAGAGAUAUUUAUAUAAAAACUUGGGGAAAUAUUUGAGAAUGGUAAGGACUAAGAACCUAAGGAGAGAGUUAGGGAUCUUGAGAUGUAGAGGACUGGGAAUGGCUCAGGAGGAUAGUGAAUUACGGUGAGGUCCAGGAGCAGUUCAGAUGCCCAGGGUCCCAGAGCUGUUCAAGAGAUCCAAGUUAAGUUGAAUGCUAGGUUCUGAUUCCUUCUUCCUUUUCCACCUUCUGCCUCUUUUAGCCUCUAACAUGUGGAACACGUCUGAUGCCAACUUCUCCUGCUACCAUGAGUCUGUGCUGGGCUAUCGUUAUGUUGCAGUUAGCUGGGGGGUGGUGGUGGCUGUGACAGGCACCGUGGGCAAUGUGCUCACCUUACUGGCCUUGGCUAUCCAGCCCAAACUCCGUACCCGAUUCAACCUGCUCAUAGCCAACCUCACCCUGGCUGAUCUCCUCUACUGCAUGUUCCUUCAGCCCUUCUCUGUGGACACCUACCUCCACCUUCACUGGCGCACCGGAGCCACCUUCUGCAGGGUAUUUGGGCUCCUCCUUUUUGCCUCCAACUCUGUCUCCAUCCUGACCCUCUGCCUCAUCGCACUGGGACGCUACCUCCUCAUUGCCCACCCUAAGCUUUUUCCCCAAGUGUUCAGUGCCAAGGGGAUAGUGCUGGCACUGGUGGGCACCUGGGUUAUAGGCGUGGCCAGCUUUGCCCCACUCUGGCCUAUUUAUAUCCUGGUACCUGUAGUCUGCACCUGCAGCUUUGACCGCAUCCGAGGCCGGCCUUACACCACCAUCCUCAUGGGUAUCUACUUUGUGCUUGGGCUCAGCUGUGUUGGCAUCUUCUAUUGCCUCAUCCACCGCCAGGUGAAACGAGCAGCACAGGCACUGGUCCAAUACAAGCUGCGACAGGCAAGCAUCCACUCCAACCACGUGGCCGGGACUGACGAGGCCACGCCGGGUCGUUUCCAGGAGCUGGACAGCAGGUUAGCAUCAGGAGCACCCAGUGAGGGGAUUUCGUCUGAGCCAGUUAGUGCUGCCACCACUCAGACCCUGGAAGGAGACUCAUCAGAAGUGGGAGACCAGAUCAACAGCAAGAUAGCUAAGCCAAUGGCGGAGAAAAGCCCUCCAGAAGCAUCUGUCAAAGCCCAGCCAACUAAAGGAGCCCAAAGAACUCCGGAUUCUUCGUCGGAAUUUGGGAAGGUGACUCGAAUGUGUUUUGCUGUGUUCCUCUGCUUUACCCUGAGCUACAUCCCCUUCUUGCUGCUCAACAUUCUGGAUGCCAGAGUCCGGGCUCCCCGGGUGAUCCACAUGCUCGCUGCCAACCUCACCUGGCUCAACAGUUGCAUCAACCCUGUGCUCUAUGCAGCCAUGAACCGCCAAUUCCGCCAAGCAUAUGGCUCCCUUUUAAAACGAGGGCCCGGGAGUUUCCGUAGGCUCCAUUAGAACUGUGACCCCAGUCACCAGAAUUCAGGACUGUCUCCUCCAGAAGCAAAGUGGCCAGCUGAUAGGAGAAUAGGUGAAAUAACACCUGUGGGCAUUUUCACAACCACCUCUCCCCAGCCUCCCAAAUCAAGUUUCCCCAUCACUGGAUCAAUGUUUCAGCCCUAGACGGCUCAAGGAGCAUUAUUAACUGUUAAUAAAUAAAUUCUGUGCUU